AGACUCUGUUGUACUAGAAAUUAAGGAGGAGCUUUCGGGUCAGCCACACGAGCUGCUGUACUGCUGCAAUUGCUUUUCAUGUGGACCUUGGGAGCUGAGGUGUUCAGAAGAGAGGUCCAGGAUGGUUUCUGUGUAUCAGCAGGGGCUAGCCUGGGUGCAGAGGGGUAUUUGGGAGGCGACUGCAAUUGGGAGUGAGUGAAAUGGUCAGAAAGGUGGUGAGAGGAGGACAGAAAAAAAUUUCUAGGGAUGACUGAUGAAGCACAUGGCUUAAAGAAAGAGCAGGACAUAUGCUGAUCUUUUAGCAGUUACGUAGUAUAGCAACACAGCACAGGAUUUGUUGUGAUUUUUCUGUGUGAGAAGUAAGAUUAUAUAGAAUCAGUAAAGUUGGAAAAGUCCUCUAAGAUCAUCUAGUCCAACUGUCAGCCCAUCAUCACCAUGCACACUAAACCAUGGCCCUGCUAUGUACCUGGAAGCUUUAGUAUAACACUACUGACUCCCAAAUAUGAGUGCUUUUGACUGUACAGUGUAGUUUUUCUAAUCCUGUGCCUCUGUUACUGCUGCUAGCAGGGCUUGCUGAAACUGCUUACACAUGUAAGGCUUUGUAAGGAAUAAAUAUCUUUGAAAGGUGACAAACUCUGUAGGAAGUGUGAAUCAAGUGCCAGGUCUUACAAAUGCAGAAACACAAUCAAACAAGUAGCUCCUUCCUUUUCCGUCCUCUUCCACUUUUUGAUAAGUUAGAUGGAUAGAUAAAAGGCAACUUUGGUGUUUCUUGGGUGGAUUAGCACCUCUGUCAAUCAACCCCCACCUCUCCCAUGGGACUUUUUUCAUCAGCAGCAUAAAACACCUUUUAACCUUGCUUAUUUUAUAUUACAGGUCCAGUCCUAAAGAUGAGAAUCACCAUGUCCAUAGGAUAUUGGUAUUUUGAGGAGGCGGCAUGGUGGCAAUGUGUAUACAAGAGGUGGAGGCAACACAAUUUCCUGCUGUAGUUACUAUGACCUGAGAGAAACUGUUGGUCAGAAUAUCUGGUGUGAAUAGGGAAUACCAUAGGAAAAAGAUAAGCAAAUUAAUAAAUCCAUGGUUCUUUCAUACCUUACAUACUGUAAGCUGCUCUGCUCCCCUCUCCGCAUUGUUACUGGAAAAGAUACACUUAAGGGCAAUAGGACAUAUAGGUCUUAGAUGAGAACUGACUGAACAGGCUAGGGCUUGUCAGCCUUGUAGAGAUAACUUGGAGAUGGGAUAAUGGUAUGUUGAGGCUCUAUGAAGUUACUGUGGAAAAAGCAGAUGGAGGGGGAAGAGAGGCAUGCGGUGUUAAACGAAGCCAACAGGAGCUAGGUUCAGAGCAAACAAAAGGAGGUGGUUCUUCCACUCAUUGUAGGGAUUUUACAAGUACACUUGCUAUAUGAUUUGUAUACAAGAGGAUUUUGUGGACUGAAGGGUAGGUUAGACAGUAAAAAAAUGUGGGAACUUUUUUGCUCAAGUGAUUGUGACCCCUUUAUGAUAUGCAUGAUGCAGUAAAUGGUAGACCAUGCAUUAUGGCCGAGUAAUGGGUGCUGUAGUUGUGUUCUUUUUGGCUGUCCAUGACAUGAUAGCAUGACAGAAUGUGGUCUGCAGGAUAGUGCUGAAGAUAGCUUUCACAUUUCUCUGCUUUUCCUGACGUGACUACAUGAUUGGCUACCACCUUUGCUUCUCAGCAGCUCUUUAUGUGUAUUAUCAGGUGGGUUUUAGUCUUUACUGUUCAACAGUGAUCAUGUUUCAGUGGUAGCUUCAGGCUUUUACUUUAGGCUUCGCUUGAACGCUUAUGAGAUACAGCUCACUUCAGCAACAUGCAUAAUCACUGCAGUGGAGUCUGCCCAUUCCUUUAUCCCUAUGCUUUUUUUUUUAUAGUGCAACAAGAUAGUGUUUGGUACUCCAACUUUUCUCAUCUGUGAUAAAACCCUUGAAGGCUUAGAGCGAUAUAGGGUAACAAAGAUCAGAGCCUCUUCAAGUGAAAAAUAUACACAAACUGAUGAAAAUUAUCCUAUCAGAAUCUGCUGGUAAUUACAAUUCUGCAGCUUUAUAAUGAAAGUACAGAUUGUGUUUUCUUUUCAAGAAAAACGUUAGAUACGUUUUCAUGAACACAUUUUGGGGAGAACCAGGUGUUUGGUGGCAGCUGGAUUGGAGUAUGUGGCUUUGGAACCAAGCUUUGGUGCAGUUACUGCAUUUCAGAUAGCCCAGUAACUCUGUCUUACUGGGUAGUAACUGAAACAGUUCCCUUUAAAAAGUGUUCAAAGUUUCAAUGUACCCAAGUGGUUCUUUAUGCAUAAGAACGUGAGUACCAUCAGUACAGUAAAACAAACUUUGAUGGGAUUGACUGCUUCAUAUCUUUACACGUAUCUUGUACGGCUGUUUUACAAAUGAGCUGAUGCAGAAGUUCUCUCUUGGUGUGAUUGCUAGUCUUCCCAUUUGACAUGUGGCUUUUGUGAUGGUAAGUCAAAUGACAGGUCUCUGGAGAAUACUAUGCUGGUAGAUUUACAUUUUUUUUUCAUAUUAACACAGCUGGAGAUGGUGCUUUCUCAUUAUGGCUAGACGAGGGUAACUGAGGGCAUGUCUGUGCUGCAUAACUGAGCACAGUGCGGGAAACUCUCAUCCCCUGUGAGUCUGUGGCAUCUGGUUGAACACGUGCUCUGCAGGAGUUAAACCAGUACGGUUACACUCAUGUGGUGAUGUCCCUGCUAAAUAACCCUGCCCAGAAAGAGUAUUGUUGGCCUGAUGACCUUCCUGACUUGGGUCUAUGACUUUGAUAGGCAGACUGCUUUUCUGUAUUGUGCUGUUUGGAUGUUCUAGGUUUGGUUAAGGUGUGUACAGAUUGCCUACAGGCCCAUAUGGUGCAAGGCUUGUGAUCAUUUCUGGAUUAGGAGUGCUGUAAGCUGCUAUUACCUGUAUAUGCUGUCAGCCUUUUUGAGUUCUUAGAAAGUUACCUAUGGCUGCCCCAGACUUCAGAGCUUUCAUUAGGCUUAAUUGCUGUAGAUUUGAUUUGUUGUCCAAGAUGAGCUGCAGAGUACAGUAAGUGUAAUAUCCACGUGAUUGAAACAUUGUCUUGGGUUUGGUAUAGCAUAUUCUGAAAUGAUAAAGUUUAGGAACAUUUACAUUUCACAGUAUUUACUGAAGUUAAGGCAGUUGGCUAGCUAAUACUUUGAAAUAAUGAUAUGAAUGAAUAGGGAGGUUCAAAUACAGGUUCCAUAAAUCAGCAGGUUGAGAAAUGCUCCACAAAUUGUGCACCACACUUUAUCAGCAAAUGUCUGAAUGCAAAGAUGAAUAUUGAUUCUUUGACAGAUGUUUUGAAAUACGUAUUUCUCAAUUUGCUGUUAGCAGGAGGUGGGAUGAUCAAAAUACUAGUUUUAAAGAGUGCAGCAUUUGCAUUUAAAACAAAAAAAAUCAAUCCUGACAUCUUAGAAUCUCCCUCUUUUUUUUUUUUGUUACUGGCAAUAAACGUCAAUUAUGCAAGCAUCCCAAAUCUACCUCGUCAGCAUAUCUCAAUGGUUAUUAGUAGGGAUUAUCUGUUCAAGAGUCUGUGUUGGUGCUUGGCACCCUUUGAGUUUGUGUUUCCCUGGGAAUUAAAAUUUGUUCAGUUUCUGUGGCAAAGGAAAUGUGUAUUUUAACCACUAGAUGGAGCCAUUUUAUUUGCAUGUCAACAUGCUUAUUUACAUAAGCUUAAAAAACUUUAUAUUUUUGAAGUCUGCUCAUUUUGUAUUUAGGGUAUGGCCUGUGGUUAUUUUAUUAUUUGAUUGCAGAUAAGACCGAAUAUUUUGUUCUUCCAAUAGCAGUGUUAGCAUUAUACAGCAGGAAGACUAUUCCACUUUUAUGGGUGUGUAAAAGAGUGAAUGCUUGUGCUCUGUGAGCAUUGCAUUUAUCUUUGCGAAUUAUCCACUCUAACAGGAGUAGAGCCCUAUAGGUUUUGUACACCUUGUGAUACCUGAAGUAACAUUUCAGAAUAUUGAUCCAUAUUAUUGGAUCUCUCAGGCUGGAUGCUUUUGUGACUUCUGAGCAGGAAGGGCACCUAGAACUGAGAUUCUGUUUUUCCUACUCCAGUGCUUUAACUAAACUGACUCAAAACUAUGCAGUGGAAUGGUUGUCCUAUUUGGGUAUAUUGGCACAAGUUGUCUUACUCAUUUUGGCAGUGAUAGAGUGCUCCACAACCUUAAAAAAAAAAAAAAACAAAAAACAAACCCUUGGCUUACUAGUUCUAGCAAGUCUCAUUUUAGCAGAAACAUUUCAAAUGUUGUAUUUGUUGCCUUGCCUCCUAUCGUCUUUCAGCAACCACUUUUCUAAAAUGUAUGGUUUUCUUAGGGUUCGAUUCAUUGACCCUGUUGGUGAAGUAACCAGUGUCUAACCUGCAUUUAUACUUAGAAGUGUCACCUGCUAGGCCUUCAGUUUCCCCAGCUCUUUCAAGUCUUCUGUUCUGAAUGCUCUUCUUGGUGAACACAAGCUUGUAUCAUGAAUGGUGUGGUGAGCAGGACUAGGGAAGUCAUCCUGCUCCUGUACUCAGCAUGGGUGAGGCCUCACCUCGAGUACUGUGCUCAGUUUUGUCCUUUCUGUACUGAGAUGCCCAUUGAGGUUCUGGAGCAGGUCCAAAGAUGGGCAACAAGGCUUGUGAAGGGCUUGGAGAAUAUGCCCUAUGAGGAGAGACUGAAGGAACUGAGGCUGUUUAGUCUGGGGAAAAGGAGGCUGAGGGGAGACCUUAUUGCUCUCUUCCAAUAUCUGAAAAGUGCUUACAGUGAGAGCGGGGCUAGUCUCUUCUCACAGGUGACAGGAUGAAGGGAAAUGGCCUCAAGUUGCACCUGGGUAAGUUUAGGUUGGAUAUCAGGAAACACUUCUUUAUAGAAAGGGUUGUUAAGCACUGGAAUAGGCUUCCCAGAAUGGUGGUUAACACAUCCUUGGAUGUGUUUAAAAACUGUUUGGAUGUGGUGCUCAGGGACAUGAUUUAAUGGAGGGUUGUUAGGGUAGUACGGUUAGGUUGUGGUUGGACUUGAUGAUCUUCAAGGUCUUUUCGAACCUGAGCAAUUCUAUGAUUCUAUGACCAGAGCCUUAAUAGCAUCUUUGUUUCAAAUUCUCUUAUUGUAUGGUAUUUUGCAAGGUAUAGGUAUGUCUUUUUUUUUCCCCAGAAUUCCUACUGUGAGGGAUUUUGAAGUUUCUUCUAACUCGGUGUUGGUGAUUUUGUGCUUCCUUUUUAUUCCAUCUCAUUGAAAAUUUGAAUUUUCAACCAAUGAUGUAGAACAAGCACUAGUGUUUUUCAUAAGCUGUAGUUGUGCUGAAAGGCAUCUAGAGUCUUACUGGCAUUAUGGCUAGGACCAAUACCAAAAUGUUUCUAAACUUCAAAACAGGCUUGAAGGCUUUUAUUAGUGAAAGAGAGUCUGAAGUAGAAGUUUCCAGUCAUCAAACCAUUGUCCUGCUUUAACAGAAUUCCUGGUAUUUGCCUCCAAACAAACUGGAGCUUACUGUGGGUAAGGCAUGCAGACAGAUACUGAAGAGAGGAUGUGGGAUUUACCUAUGGAACUGUGUCUCUUUUGAUUCCACCGUCUGAUGUGUACUGGAUUUCUACUGUUUGACCAUCUAUUCUACCCGCUGCUGCUACUUCCCUCUGGUAUAGCUGUAAUACUGGGGAUCUGUAUAUGUAGAGUUCUGCUUUAAGGCAGGGAGAACUGGAGACUUCCCUGAGAACCUGACUGAACAAUUCAAUUUUUUUUUUUCCGCUGUCAUCAUUUCUCACUGUGAGAACAUAUGAGCACUGAGAGCACGUGUAUGGGCAGUAUGUUUUAGAAGCCUAUGUUUCCCUACAGUGAAAGGUACAGAUUAUUUUUUUUUCCCUAGCCAUUUAUGUGCUGGGCUGAUUCUUUUGUAUUUUCCAUGACUAAUGUCUGCUAAACAUAUGCUGGCUGUGUCUUGGUGUGGAUCUGUUUUUGUGUGAGGAGUAAGACAGCUAAGUGGCUGUAAAUACUUAGGUUAUGGUAAACAUAAUAUUGGAGGUUUUGCCCUUCUAGAGAAAGCUGAGAUUUUGUUUCAACAAAUGUACCACUUCUCAAUACCACGACUGUUACAUUAGCAGAGUAGAGUUAUCAAGUGAUGUGAGAAACUGUAAUCAGGCUGUAACGAGGGUAAAUGUCUGCUACCAAAGAACAGAAAGAAGUUAAAGUAAACUUGUAUUAGAAAUUUUACUGGAAUCUCACUUGGUGUCCGUUUCUGGAGUGGGACAACUUCUCAAACCAACAUUUCUGUUGCCUUGUGAAGACCUUCAGGCUGUUGUGUUCUGGAUCUCAACAGUUAUACUAAGCUGAAGCACAUACAAUUUUUUUUUUCUUUCACACAAGGUUGUGAGUGAGUGAGUGCAGCUAAUAAAUUGUCUGUUGCUAACUGAUCAGACUCAGUUGACAUUUGGAAUCUCCAAAUCUUCAGAUAUUUUGUAUUUGUAAGAAAAGAAUGUAUGGCAGAUGCUAAUGGCCAUAAAACCUUCCUGUACAGACUUAUUUUCUGCUUCUGUUCUAUAACUUCAGUUAAAAAAAGAAUAAAAAAUAGUUUCCUCCCUUACUGCCCUCCACAUCUGUUUCAACUUCUAAAUAACUACUAGUUUCGGCUCUGCUUUGGCUUAUUUAAUUCUACCCCUGCACAGCUGGGUGUCUGUAUAUCCCUCCUGUCUGUUUCCACCUUUCAUAGUCUGUUUUCACAUUUGAACUGUCGUAAGUUUCCUUUUCUUGCAUGCUGUCUCAUUUUCAGGCCUACACAACUUCCUGCAGGUUGAAUUCUGCUCUCAUGUUCAUCACCUUCUCAGCCUGGCUUUCCUCAAGGGCCUGCAUCCAUCUGUUGUUGCACUCCAGCCAUGUUAGCUUUUCCAGUGUUACUCUGUAAUUCCAGUGAGGCUCUAACUCUGACUUCUAAGUCUGCUGAUUACUUUCCAUGCUGUGUGUGUUGGUGUGCAAGCACUUGAGAUGGACCCUCAGCUAUGCAUUCAUCACAAAGUGAAUGAGUGCCUUUUCUGUUAUGGAUUCUUCCAUGUCUUCAUUGAAAUCUGACAGCCUUUUUCUACUAAGCUCUCUUCACAUGAUGGAUGGCAAAGAUGCUCUUGCCCAACUUCAUCGGGUGGAUCCUUGAUCCUGAAAAGAAGCUGGCCAUAGAAAUAAAAGCUCUGUUGGAAAUACCAUGUGGAUGCAUACAGUCUGGCCUGAACCUUCUGCUUCUUUCUGGAAGGACUGAAAAUGCCACCUGGGCCUUCUCACCCUUGCCUGUGGAGUGCACUAUUUAUGCUAAAUUUGCUCAACAAUAACGAUUUGUUUUUUUGGAAGUAUUGCUGGUGACUACAUGGGUAAGUAGCAAAGGGUGGUAUUUUGAGAGCUGGAUAAGCCUUGACAAUCUUUCCAAAACAUCCUAGAUCCCAACAUCCAGCAAGCAGCAGACCUGCAAGGACUUGCUGUUGAUCUUAACUGUGUGCAUGGUGUUAUCCCAUACUGCAGUUACUUCAUCUCUCACUCAUGAGGCUUCUGCUAUACCAGUCCCCAGGGAGGAGCACCUGCUGCUCCUUGCAGUGCAGCAUCUGGAUGAUGACAUUCUCCUGAUGGAGUUCUUAGGAAUGUUUUCUGUGAGGAAUGGUUGCUCCAGCUUAUGGUAGGGAUUUUGCCUUGCAGAGAGUUUUAGGCUGCUUGGUAUCUAUGCCACGUGGACUGCUUUGACAUCUGAUAGCUACCUCUGUUAGCUCAGCCCUGGGAGAUGUUUUGUGCCUGUGCUAAUGUUUUUAAACUAAUAAACUUCACCAUCUAUUUCUGUUCAUGAAUAUAUAUAUAUACGCGUGUGUGUGUGUAUACCUCCACUGUACAUAGAAUCACAUAAUCAUGACGGUUGGAAAGGACCUCUGGAGAUCAUCUAGCCCAACCCACUUGCUAAAGCAGGUUGCCUGUAGCAUAUUGCACAGGAAAGCUCCCAGGCAGGUUUUGAGCAUCUCCAGAGGAGACUCUACAGCCUCUCUGGGCAGGCUGUUCCGCUCGGUCACCUUCACAGUAAAGAAGUUUUUCUCAGUUCUCACGGAACUUCCUCAGUUCCAGUUUGUGCCCAUUGGCCCUUGUUCUGUCACUGGGCAAUGCUGCAAAGAGCCUGGCCCCAUCCGCUUGACCCCCAUUCGUUGGGUAUUUAUAAGCACUGAUAAGAUCCCCUCUCUGUCUCCUCUUCUGGCUGAACAGUCCCAGGUCUCACAGCGGUUCCUCAUAAGGGAGCUUGAAAAGCAAAGUAAUGGAAACAUAAUUAAGAAUGCACUAGGAAGUACUGUGAAUUUGUGAAAUUGAAAGUGGUGUUGUGAAAUUAAAUGAAAGCUGUUCUGUGUGCCUGACUUCUUAAGCAAUUGUGACAUUAACCCUGUGAAGUUAAGGGCAGUUUCACAGGUUGAGGCAUUUCAGGAGCUUGAGUUUCUCCAUUGUGAGCCUGAAUGCAAAAAACAAAAACCUGGUUUCCUGCAGGAGCCUGAUCUACUAUGAACAUUAAUUUACUGUAUUGGUUGUCUCUUCCAUAUAGAUUCUGUAGCAGUCAUUCUUGCUUCCAUUACAGUUGAAAAGAUACUGCUACUUUUAAUUUUGAUGUGUAUUUUGCCACUUAUUAUGUGGCUACAUUGAAACUACCGUCUCUGUGAUCCUUAGUAUUUGCUUCACUUGGACACAACUGUAGCUUCUGAGAGAUGUUGUCCUCUCCCUCAUCUACGAGGCUGUGGUUUUCAGGUGUAUUCUCUCAGGUUUCUUUUUUGUCUUUUCAGAGAGGCGGUAUGUGUUUGCUUUGGGACUCAGAUGGGAUGUCUUUAUGUAAUCUCCAAAGGCUAUUAAAAUAAACUUAAAAAGAGCAGCAGGAAUGUUUUUUGUGAAUAUGAAGAUGAUGAAUAUGUUCAUGAUAGAAGAAAGCUGUGGACCACAAGGUUACAAAUUACCUUCUCAGUGCUGCUCUGGAACAAAGGAGAAGUAUAUUACACAUUCGUGGGUUGACUUAAUUCGUGAAGUCAGAGGACUGAUUGCAUGUUCUUUAAUUAGCUUGCUGAACAAUAAGGUGGGAUUAUUAUUUAGACUAUUACUAGAUUUAUUACUUCUUUGUUUCUCUUAAAAAAAAUAAUUGAAAGAUUAUACUCAAACUGUUUGUUUUAGGGAUAGUGUGUUUUGCGUGCUUUUUUCCUCUUUGGCUUGUACCUCACUAUUGUGAGGAUAUACUACUGUGUAAGCGUAUGUUUAUUUUGAGUGUAAGCACAUGCGUUUCUUUAACAUGUCAAACAUAUUUCGAGACAGACCGAGGGUACGAAAAAGGAAGUGAGAAACUUUGUAGUGAAUAGCCACAGUUGGUGUUGCUGCUGAUGGUAAAUUUCUUCGUUUUCUGUUUGUCAAAUAACUACACUCCACCAGCCAUGCAUUUUAACACUGUUUAUAUAAAAACAAACAGAUAACAUCAGAUGAUUGUUAUGACUCACUUAAGGAAGUGAUAAAACACGAGAGCAGCAGCAGUCCUUUCCUUUUUCAACUUGAUUUUAUUAACAUUGCUGGGCUUGCCUGCCAUUGUCAGAUACCAAAAAGGAAUUUAAGCAGGCGUAUAUUUUUGUCAUUAAUAUUUGGUUGAUUUGCAAAUAGUUACAUAAUGAUAGGGUGGAGAGACAUUUUUUCAGCUUAAAUUAAGUGUUCAAAAGAGUUGCUGGAAAGCUACAUUUUAAACACAAGGAAAAUUAUUAAAACUUCUCUGACUUUUUUGUUGUGCAAAUUCUUGAGCUUUCAAAACUGCCAUUGUACACCUGUCAAAAAAAGGAAGAAUAUCAGCCAGCUUUUUUUUUCUUGGCAUCAGUCUUGCCAUCUAAUUGCUGAUGCUGUAUGAAGAGAUUGCAAUUUAAGUUCUUUAAAAAUAUAACCAGUUUCAAUUUGGUGUACUUGUUUUGUAAUGCACCCUGUCAUAUUAGUUUUAUUUUUACUGUAAUAUAUAACAGUAUAUGUGCAUAUGGGAAGGAUAAAUACUCUUACUUUAUGUUCAGAUAUGUCCAGAUAGUGCUUCAGCUGAAGAUGAGUUUAUUCAAAAGUUGAGAGCAUUUUUCUUUAAAGUUACUUGUAUGACCAUUGGUUUAAACUAUGUGAAAUUACGGAUUCAGGCCUUCAGAACAGUGGACCCCAAAAAAGUUUAAAUAUCUGAUCUCCAAGAAAGAGAACAAAAUAUUGGUAGAAUGCUAGCUUAAAUUAUUAUUUUUUAUGGUAUAACACCAUGCCCAAGUGAUUUUCAACCAUUUGUUUGGUGUGCUUAAAUUUACUUAAGUCAGGGGUCCAUUUGUAGACAAUUGAGUUACAAAACCUUGACAUUUAACUUUUUUAUAAUGCAUACUUGUUUAGUAGAUAGCCAGUUGGUUUGCAGUUGACAAAUAAGAUGGCAGUAGUUGACUGGAUGUUAACAAAUGGUGCUAGCCUGAGAUUUUUAGUUCUUGAGCAUGAGUAAGUUACUUCUGCUGUGAAGAAGACCCAAGUGAAAGGCAAAAUAGAAACAAGAAGCCAAAGCAACUUCAUAUGCCUCAAACCAAAGAGAAUAUAUACUACUUGUAUGCUGAGUUUUGAAUGCACGGAAUAGGCUAAAAAUUUAUUAGAUGUCUCAAAUUGACUACUACAAAUUCUGCUUUUCCUUAUAGUUCCCUGACUUAAAGCAAGCCAAAACAAGAUUUUCCCAUCUACUCAAUGAGAAUAAUGUGUCAAUUUUGAGGGUAUCUUAAAUAAGUGAAUCCCAUAUCCCAGUUACAAAGGCAUAGUGAAGAUGAAAAGCUUCAAAUUGUAACAGGAAAAAGAAUAUCUGUAAAUCAUAGUCAGUCUGUGCUAAUUCUAAAUGUAUUAAUAUAUAGUUAGUGAUAUCUGCUAUGAUGUGGUUGUUUAUGGUUCUGUUAGUGAGUAGUAGCAAAACGGUUGAGCGACUUCUUUCUUUGCAUUGAGGUACAACUCAGUGCUGAACCCUCAGUCCAGUAGUGGCAGCCUUGCUGGACAGAUGCAAUUGCUAGUCUGGGCUCUCUGAGAUCUCUUGGCUAUGUGAACUGUUCUCUCUGUGUUAGCUAGUCUGUUUGUACCAGGCUAGUUGUUACGUAUGUGAUUGAGUUGGGCCUGUACAUCUUAAAAUAAAGGAAAAGUACCAGUCCUGGAGACUAUGUAAGGUGAGAAUUUGUAUGCUAACGAUAGCUAUCAAACCAGGUGGACUUCUUCCAGAUUAUAUAGUUCUUCAGUGUGUACAAGGCAUGAAUGUUUACCUGCUUGUCCAUAUCAAGUAGCUCUGUGGUUGAGUUUCUUGUAGGGGAGAGGGAGGAGAGUAGAUCAAGACUUCAAAAUUAUAUAGUGAAGAUUAAUGCACUCACACAUAAUCAACUUAUUGACAAGAAGCUUAUUUUUUUUUGCCAGUUGCCCUUGGAAAAGGUCUGUAAGGGCUUGAUAACCACUGGUUAGGUGGUUCAGGUCAAGUGAUUGGAGCUGCAGUCUGAUCUGUUGCUGUAAGAGGCUACUGUAAUUGGGGGAAAGUCACAAGUGCCACUUCCAGGUGCCAGGAGAAACCAAAGCCAGAGUGAACUUGUUGGCAGCAGAGGCACCAGGGAACCAGGCAAAAGUGUACCUUUUUUCAGAAAUGGCUGCUAGAGAAGGAUGUCACUGUCUCUAGACGUAAGUUUGUUUUAGAUGCUGUAGAGGUGACAGGAGAUCUGAACAAUAGCAGUGCAGGCAUCAGAGCUGGGAAAGGUGCUGUGGAUGCUGCAGGGAGCCCAAGCUGGGUUCUGACUAGGGAAGGCAGCGGAACUGAGUGCAUUGGGAAGUGACAGAAGGGAUGUCUGUAUUUGUAUUCAUGCUUGUUUCAAGAAGUGUGAUGUAUGUGUACAGCGUGCAUGAGUUUUCACCUAAGAAUAAAUAACGCAUACUUUGAAGAUGAGAUAUUGGGUCUUGUGACUUUUGCAUUUGUACUGUUUGUUUUGAAGCCUUGAGGAUCAAGAUGAUUUGUGGUGAUAUGGCACAAGAAUGUGAAUAUUAAGGCAACGUUAUGGUAUGGAAAACCUGUUUCUUGCUUCAGUUGUUUGGCAGUAUAAAAUGGGCUUGGGGCAAAGAUGGGAGAAACUGCCUUUCUUGUCUCAAGUGUCACUACAAAAAUACAGAUAUAAAAUGUUUUUUUUUAUUGUGCAAGUCUACUGUUUUGCUAACAGAUUACUGAUUGUUCUGGGCUCCCCAUUGCAAAAAAGACAGGGGUCUCCUGGAAAGAGUCCAGCAGAGGGCCAUGAAGAUGAUAAAGGGCCUGCAGUACCUCCCUUAUGAGGAAAGGCUGAGCUCCCUGGGUCUGUUCAGCCUUGAGAAAGGAAGACUCAGAGGGGAUCUGAUCAAUGACUAUACAUAUUUUAGGUGCAGGAGGCAAAGGGACAAGGUCAGACUCCUCAGCGGUGUGUAGUGAUAGGACAAGGGGAAACUGCCACAAACUGGAGCAUGGGAAGUUCUGCACAAAUGUGUGUAAGAACUUCACAGUGAGGGUGAUGGAGCACUAGAACAGGUUACCCAGAGAGGUUGUGGAGUCUCCUUCCCUGGAGAUAUUGAAGAUUCGCCUGGAUGCCUACCUGUGCAACCUGGUCUAGGGAGCCUGCUUUGGCAGCGGGGUUGGACUCAAUGAUCUCUAGAGAUCCCUUCCAGUCCCUACGAUUCAGUGAUUCUGUGAUAAACAUCUUCUGAAUCUGAUAGUAUUCCUGAAGCGAAGUACAGGGGGGAAUAUGAGGGAAUGAAUUGAGGAACUGCUUUCAAUCUCCUGUUGCUUACAUGGGGACCAUUAAAAUAAGGUAAUGAUCAAGGAAGGGAUCUGUGAAAAGUGGUAUCAGGUGAUGGAGAGCCUAUGUGUGCCCCUCUGUGGCCAUUCAUAGCCGGGUUACUUCUCAAGAGUUCCAUGGGAAAUUCACGUGUAACAGCUAGGAACAGAGGUAAGUUUUUGAGUAUGCCUUGGCAAGGGAUAUUUUCUUACUUUACCAUUUCUUUUGGGUUCUAGCUUUGGCAUAAAAUACGUAAUGCUUUUCUUUGUUAGAAGAAAGUUUGGCUUUUAUCCAUAACCUGAUCUGUUGACAGAUGGCCUCAAAGGAAUUAGAUUGUCACUGAGUGUACUGUUCUGUGUGAGCGUUGAGUGGAUGCAGUGACGUGGAAAGAGUCCUAUGGAAUGUCUCCCUAGAAAAUUGUUUGGGACUCUGAAGAAAUUGGUGUUUUCUCCACGUACCUGCAAGGAUCGACAGUGAUUUGUGUUGCAGCAGUGGAGAGUUUCCGUUGGUGGCUGCAGACAAGUGCCCCUCUGUUGAAGUUGGAAAGAGGGUGCUUGCAGCUCUACUUAGGUGUUGCAUACUGCUUUGUAUACAUCUAAACAGUGAGUUCUUUCAAGCUGUAUAGUAUUACCGUGUUACUCUGCUGGUUCACUUUCACAUGGGUUACUAAGGUACUAGUGAAGUGCCUGCUUUAUUUCCUCAGUAACUGGACAGAGUGUCAGCGGUUUAUGGACUGGUUCGGCCCGGUUCUGUGACUAGUGGGGCAGAGGGAUCUGCACAUGUGUGCCUCCAGAAAGGGGAAAUGGGACCCUGAAUAAUUAAAAACUGCAGCAACAAUCUGAGGAGAAACAAACUAGUUUACUAAAUAUGGUAUCAGAAUGCAAGAUAACAUGCUAUAAUACAGUAUAAUUGGAAUUGAAGCUAGUAAAUAAAAUAUAGUGAGAGAAAGUGUCCAAAAAAGCUGAAGGCUUUACACUAAUGGCGUGUGGUUGGAACGAGCAGCAGUGAGAGAGCCUGGUGAUUGAAAAGAGGGAUGCCAGGUGACCUACCAAGGCCUUAUAUGUGUUCCCCCUGAGCAGGAAUGAUAACGGAACAAGGAACAAUCUUCUGGGGAAUGUAGUUCUUCUCUUCCGGACAGGUGCCUGGAACUGGAGCAUUAACUCUUUAACUCCCAGUGCACUACAUGAUGUAAUGAUGUGGAAUACCAAUAACCACAAAUCAUAAAACCACGACAACAGAGACCCACAGCAGCUUUCCAGUGGCCUGAUUUUAAAGAUAGAAAUGAAAACUGAACUGUAAAUGAUCUCCUGGAUGUAAACUUUUCUUCUUUUUUAAAGUUUUGGUUUUCCCUGGUUUGUGCUAUCUGUAUUACUGAAGAAAGCAUUUCUAAACCCCUUAGAUCCCAAUAAAUGACUUUUGUUAGGAGAAAUAUCAGAAAUUUAUGAAAAGAAUCCUGUUUUCCAUUUGUCUUUAGUAUGCAUAGCAGUCAUGCAUUGUGGCAGUUGUCAGUGGUGAAGUUCUAAACUUGCAUCACCAGUGGGGACACAAAUUUUGCAACAAGCUCUGUGCUUUAUAUCAUAACCUGAUAGUUUCAAUCAAUCCGAGAUGCGGGAAAUCUGAACCUGAAAAUGGACAGUUAGUUGGAAGUCAAACAAAAAGAUACUCUCUAAAAGAGCUCACGUCAUCCUAAAGCAGCAAAACUUUUGGUGGUGUUAGUUAUGGGACUCUACAAAAUAGGAAAGCUGUUCUUUGUUAGUGUCCUCCACUGAUUAUGUAAGCUAACAUAUUAAACUUAGUAGUAGCGUGCAGUUUGACAGAAGUCUUAUUAAUGGAGAUAAUGUUUCUUCGGAGUUGUUCAGAGACUAGAUAUAAUGGAACAGUGCCAGAUUUACUUGCUUUAAACUGAAUAAUUGGAUGUGUUCCUGUAACCGGGACCCUACAAGAGGGUUAGUAUUGAUACUAAUUACAUUACAUUACAAUGAGUUAGUAUUCUUUUCAACACAGAAAGGGCCACCCAGCAUAUAGCUACAGCAGAACUGAGAAGUCUGGAGCAUAGCACAGUUUGUCUUCCCUUCCAGAUGAGGGUUGGUUUUAAAUGCUGAUUACUUAAUUAUUACUUUCCUUUUUUUUUUUUUUUUGAGUUUGUUUGUUACUAUAGUAGAGAGGGCCUGUACUUCAAGGCUUGCUCACAGCGUGUUUGUAAAGUGGUCUCUAAUUGACAAGUGUAGGAUGGGAGAGUUAUGUUCUUCUUAGAUUAUCUGUUAGUAUCAUGCAGAUAUGAAUUGUAACUCCUUUGAUUGCUGCCCUCCUUCAGUGGCUUCUUCAUCACCUCAGUGUUCAGCCUUCACACUCCUCGAUACAGAGAUUCUGAAUGCUUAUGUGUCACAGUUUUAUUUAUGAGUAACGGAACUACACAUAAGUGCAGGCUUCUGGAUUUGAUCUCUUUAGAGAAUUCUGAGAAUCAGCUGUGGAUUUUGUUUUCUUUACAAGUAUUGAUAUAAUUUUCUUCUGUAGUUUCAUAAAGUUCCAGUAAAAACUGCUUGAAGAGAGGAUAUUUUGUGUUGUCUUUGUUGCUUUUGGUCCAUAAAAUCUUGGUGACAAAGAUAAGAAUUGAGAAAGUGUAUUUGAGUCAGUGCUUUAGAAUGGAUAUAAAAGGUUAAGGAUACUUGAUUUUUUAGCAGUGUAAGCAUAGAUGUGUUUCCUGUAUUUGUGUUUUCUAUCAAAUGCAUUGUUUGAUAAGUGUCUUGAUAAGCUUCUGGACUAGUCAGGUUAAUUUGCAACAUCCAGAAAAUAUUUGAGUAGUUAACUGGAUUUUUUUGUUCUUUGUUUGAGUAAGCUUUGCUGUGGAAUAUAAUACUGCUUUAAAGUGCCAAUAAGGAUGUAGGGCUAUAAAAGUAGGCAAAUGAUUAUUUAAAGAAAAAGGAAAGGGGUGAGUUCCAGGAAACUUCUGAACUCUCUUCCACCCUCUUCCUCCACCCUUCUUGUUAUAAACAAUCUGUGUGUGCUGCUUAUGGCAUCUUCUAAACCUGCGUAUCUAUCUUUGUCUCCAAAUGCUACUUAAUUCUUUCAGAGCUUUUAGCCAUGUGGGUUUACCUUCUAAAUUCAAACUAAGACCCAGACUAGAAGCAUGCUGAUGCUGUGAUUCUCAGUCUGGCAUUGUGGUACCAAUACCUCCAUUGUUGAAUGCGUUAGUGAUGAUGCUGAUUAGGAGAGCAUAUGUGUGUAUGAAUGUGUACAAGCUGCUAAUAACAUUACAUGCUAUAAAAAAAAUUGUCCAUUUAUCUUAUGGGAUCAAUCGGAAAUGAAGCAGGCUUCGAAUACACGUAUUGUUCUUUAUAUUCCUUUUUUAGUGAUACAUCUGCUAUUAUUGAGGGUUUUUUUAUUUUUAUUUUUUUGAUGCUGAAGUAAGAAAACACUGGCAUUUCUAAGAGAGGUCUUUUAGAAACCUGUCUAUGAGGAGAUCUUGUAAAUCUUGGUCCUUAAAGUCAGAGUAUGAACUCUACUGCUUUUAUUUAAAUGAAUUGCAUCCCAGACAAGAGCUCUGAAAUAAACAUUAAGAUCACCAAAAGCUGUGAUGUUGUCUUUCCCAAAAUAUCCAAUUUUCUUCAAGGGUGAUUAAAAUUUCAGUAAAAAGGUACCGUUUUCUACUAAAGGUGAGUGCCAUGCUGCCAUUAAGAUACAACAUCAUUUGAUUAAGGCUACUUAAUCAACUUAGGCAACAUAAGAUUGUAUUAAAAAAAAAUAGAUUAGGAGGUUGCUUAUAGUAUGGUUAUAAUCUAGGCAAAUGAAAACAUUAUCAUUGUAGACAUGGAGAUUUGCCUAGAGGGCAGGAAUAUUCAAACUUUUUCUGUUUAAAUAUUUCUCUGUGUGUUGUUUUUGGCUUUGGGUGGGAAGGUUGCAGUAUUUUUAUUCUUAACUGCUGUUUCUCAUAUACUUCAAAUUUCAUUUCAUGUAACUAAUUUAAUAAAAGUGAAGAUGUCUCUGUAAAUACCCUUAAUACCCUCUCCCCCUCUGCCCCCCCAGAAAAAAACCAACACCAAAAACCGAAUAACCUACCAGCACUGUUAGACAUUUACAUUUCCAUUUGUGCAUGUGUAAUUAAGUUACCUGAUGGCAGGAAUUCGCUUGUUGCAUUGACAUGUCCCCAUGGCUGUAAGCUGUAGUUCAUCUUUUUUUUUUGUAUGUCACAGUAAAAGGAGGUGUUUGCUCCUGUGCAGAUAGAUCAUUUGUCUACAGGUUUGAUAGUUUCGGAAGUACAAACUUGUUUUGGAGACUUGGUAUCUAAGUUGUUAGAAAAUGCCAUGCAGUUUUUUUUAUCUGCUCUUCCUUGUCUAACAUAUGUAGAAAUAUGACUUGGCUAUGACAUGCAGUUGCCAUUGUGGGGAUGAACACUUCCAUUUUUUUCUCAAUAAUAUAUAUAAAUUCCAUACUGGCUCUAAAAUCCUGAAUUAGAAAUGUCUGGGCCAAUGUGCCUGAAGCCAUUGGAUAUAGCAUAAUUGAGUCAUAUUGAUGGAAAAUGUUUUGUUUAUGUCUCCAAUCUGAAUUAUGUAUUUUAUUCAUUUCUCUGUUGUUUGAUUUACUGUGUAUUUGAGUUAGCAUUUUAGUUUUCUGACUUUUAAUGGGAUUGUUCGUGUUCAUAAGGACAUCUUAAAGCUUUUGAAACUUCCUUUCCAGUUUGGGAAGAGAACGCAGGAGGAGUGUAUGUACCAAAGGGUGUGGUUUGAUAUAUUGAAGCUUUAGGGUUCAUAGGGCUGGAUCAGAAUUGCCAGGGUUGCAUCUCGGAAAGCAUAGGCCUGGAGCAGGCUUGUUUUGAAAGUUUGAAUUUGCCAUGUAAGAAAAUUAUGGUGGUAAAUCACAGGUAGGCCUUACGCAACACAAGAUAAUAGCCUGUCUUCCAGGAGUCAGCAUAAAAGCUUGUGUAAAUUCUGUUCCAUUUUCUAAUUUGACUUGAGAUCUGUCUUUUUGGAGCUCAUAUUUUUUGCCACUGGGUGGUGGCACAGUGAUUAAGCUGCAUGGUAAUGUGGUCUUACUGCUGUAUUAACAAGACAGAUAACUUAUAUUACUUAUCCCAAAAUGAUUAAAAACAUUUCUGCGUGGUUUGGGUAGCUUUUUCAGAAAGCACCUUUUUUUGGUAGUAGGCUGGUUAGAACUCAGUUUAAAUGGUAAUGUUGUCUCAAGUAGAGAAUUCCAAGUGUUUGUUAAACUGAUCAGAUGACAAAUAAUUUGCCUGUUGGAUGCAUUAGACCAAUUUUACUAAGUAGUCACUCAAGUCAUGAGUUUUCAGUAACAGUCCUAGAGUGUUAAUUUUUGCUCUUCCAAAGAGUGAUGUGUGUAUCUCUCUUGGAAGCACUUCUGUAUAGAUUCUUCUACGUGAUUACUCAAGAACGGGAGAAGAAUAUUGUAAUGAAGUAUUAAAAAUUCAUUUUUUUAAUGACUAUUCUUUAGAAAAAGGAUGGUGUGGAUUCAGAAGAGGUGGGGGUUUUCUUUCAUAACUAAUUUUUUAGAUUUCUGUCAGAUUUUUUUCCCUUAAACAUUGUCCUUUGAACUGUUGAUUUUACCCAACUUAGGAUAGGACUUCUCUGCAGGGCAUGUCCGUAUCAGCUGGAAAUGCCCCUCAUGGUCCUGCUCUUCUGCCACCUGCGCCAGACACCCUCCUGAUGCCAUCGGUGCCAAUUUGACAGCAGUGUCUUCACAGCUGAAGUGGCGAAAUGUUAUUAGGGCUGGCUUUCUGCUGGAUACCCUGACCUGGGUCAUGAUGAGGAAGCUGUCGUGGAUAUGGGCAAAAUCAGCUCUACUAUCAAUACAAACUUUGAGAAAGAAGAACUAGAGAGCCACAGAGCUGUUUAUAUUGGCGUUCAUGUCCCAUUUGGAAAGCAGGGUCGUCGACGGCAUAGACAUCGUGGGCAUAGACAUCACAGAAGAAAAAAAGAAAAAGAAACUGAUAGAGAAGAUGGCAGAGAGUCUCCAUCGUACGACACGCCAUCCCAACGAGUGCAGUUUAUCCUGGGUACUGAAGAUGAUGAUGAACACAUUCCUCAUGAUCUCUUCACUGAAAUGGAUGAACUUUGCUUCAGGGAUGGAGAAGAGUAUGAGUGGAAAGAAACUGCUAGGUGGCUAAAAUUUGAAGAGGAUGUUGAAGAUGGUGGUGAUCGUUGGAGCAAGCCUUAUGUAGCAACUCUGUCUCUACACAGUCUCUUUGAAUUGCGAAGCUGUAUUCUUAAUGGGACGGUCAUGUUGGACAUGAGAGCAAACACACUAGAUGAGAUAGCAGAUAUGGUCUUGGACAACAUGAUUGCUUCUGGCCAACUGGAUGAAUCGAUAAGGGAGAAUGUGAGAGUGGCACUUCUAAAAAGGCACCAUCAUCAAAAUGAGAAAAAAUUCAGCAAUCGGAUUCCCUUGGUUCGGUCUUUCGCAGAUAUAGGCAAGAAACAUUCUGACCCUCACUUGCUUGAACGAAAUGGGGAAGGCCUUUCAGCCUCCCGCCACUCUUUGCGAAGAGGUCUCUCUGCCUCAAAUAUUUCCCUGAGAGGAGAAAACCGUUUGUCAGUUCUUCUCAAUUACCUUCUUCCCUCUUCAAGAGCUGGAACCCCGGCAACCUCAAGGUGUACAACCCCUGUAACUACCCCUCAAAACACACCACCCUCCAGUCCUACCUGCAGCCACCCGCCAACCACAAUUGCCCAACCAAGUCCACUUCAGGGCAAGGAUAUUCCUUCAGUAAUUAUCCACCCACCUGAGGAGGACUUAGAAGUGCAGGAAAGCCAGGAAGAGAAGACAGAGGAGAAUGUUGGCAAAACACCAGGGCUGUUAGCAUCUCCUCAGUCAGCACCUGGAAAUUUGGACAAUGGGAAGAGUGGAGAUGUUAAAGGUACUGGGACAGGUGGAAGCAGAGAAAACAGCACUGUUGAUUUUAGUAAGGUUGACAUGAACUUCAUGAGGAAAAUUCCUUCCGGAGCAGAAGCAUCAAAUGUGUUAGUGGGAGAAGUAGAUUUUUUAGAAAGACCUAUUAUUGCUUUUGUGAGGCUCUCUCCUGCUGUGCUUCUCUCAGGCCUCACAGAGGUUCCCGUACCUACACGGUUUCUGUUUUUAUUGCUGGGACCAGCAGGAAAAGCUCCGCAGUAUCAUGAAAUUGGAAGAUCAAUAGCAACACUUAUGACAGAUGAUGUUUUCCAUGAUGUUGCCUAUAAAGCUAAAGAUAGAAAUGAUUUAUUAUCAGGAAUUGAUGAAUUUUUAGACCAAGUGACAGUACUACCUCCAGGAGAAUGGGAUCCAUCUAUACGAAUUGAACCACCAAAAAGUGUUCCUUCCCAGGAGAAAAGGAAGAUACCUAAGUUUCCAAAUGGAUCUACUCCUACAGGAGAGACUCUCAAAGAAGAAGGUCAUCAUGCUGGACCUGAACUUGAGAGAACUGGAAGGCUUUUUGGUGGUUUGAUACUUGACAUCCAAAGGAAAGCACCUUUUUUCUUGAGUGACUUCAAGGAUGCAUUAAGCCUGCAGUGCCUGGCCUCGAUUCUUUUCCUAUACUGUGCCUGUAUGUCUCCUGUAAUCACUUUUGGAGGGCUCCUGGGAGAAGCUACACAAGGCAGAAUAAGUGCAAUAGAAUCCCUCUUUGGAGCCUCGUUAACUGGGAUUGCCUAUUCUCUCUUUGCUGGGCAACCUCUUACUAUUUUGGGGAGUACCGGACCAGUUCUAGUAUUUGAAAAAAUACUAUUUAAAUUUUGCAGGGAUUAUGGGCUUUCCUACCUCUCCCUACGAACUAGCAUUGGUCUGUGGACUGCGUUUUUAUGCAUAGUGCUUGUAGCAACAGAUGCCAGCAGCCUUGUCUGUUACAUCACUCGAUUUACUGAGGAAGCUUUUGCAGCGCUUAUAUGCAUCAUAUUUAUUUAUGAGGCAUUGGAAAAGCUUUUUCAUUUGGGAGAAGUGUAUGCCUUCAAUAUGCACAAUAAUUUGGAUAGACUGACUUUAUAUUCGUGUGUAUGUUCUGAGCCUCAGAACCCCAGCAACGAAACCUUGAAGGCUUGGGGGAAGAUGAAUAAAUCUGUGGAAACUAUCGCAUGGAGUAACCUUACUGUAACUGAAUGUUUAGAAUUUCAUGGUGUGUUUCAUGGAUCUGCUUGUGGCCAUCAUGGACCAUAUAUUCCAGAUGUUCUCUUCUGGUCUGUCAUAUUAUUCUUUACAACAUUUUUCCUCUCCUCUUUCCUUAAGCAGUUCAAGACCAAGCGCUAUUUCCCAACUAAGGUGCGUUCUACGAUCAGUGACUUUGCAGUAUUUCUGACGAUUGUAAUCAUGGUUUUGAUUGACUAUCUUGUAGGAGUGCCAUCUCCUAAGCUUCAUGUUCCAGAGAAAUUUGAACCCACACAUAAGGACCGAGGGUGGUUCAUAGACCCUCUUGGAGGCAAUCCUUGGUGGACGCUCCUGGUAGCUGCUGUUCCUGCUUUACUCUGUACCAUUCUCAUUUUCAUGGAUCAACAAAUAACAGCUGUUAUUAUAAACAGAAAAGAGCAUAAGCUCAAGAAAGGCUGUGGUUAUCAUCUUGAUCUUUUCAUGGUUGGUAUUAUGUUGGGAGUCUGUUCCAUAAUGGGCUUACCGUGGUUUGUCGCAGCAACUGUCCUGUCUAUAAGUCAUGUUAACAGCCUUAAAGUUGAAUCUGAGUGUUCUGCACCAGGAGAGCAACCAAAGUUUUUGGGAAUCCGGGAGCAGCGAGUGACAGGAUUGAUGAUUUUUGUCCUGAUGGGGCUGUCAGUGUUCAUGACCUCUGUGUUAAAGUUUAUUCCAAUGCCAGUUCUGUACGGUGUCUUUCUUUACAUGGGAGUGUCUUCAUUAAAGGGCAUUCAGUUUUUUGACCGUAUAAAAUUGUUUGGAAUGCCUGCCAAGCAUCAACCUGACCUGAUAUAUCUGCGUUAUGUACCACUCUGGAAGGUCCAUAUCUUUACAGUUAUUCAGCUCACUUGUCUAGUUCUUUUGUGGGUGAUAAAAGCCUCUGCAGCUGCUGUUGUUUUCCCUAUGAUGGUUUUAGCAUUAGUGUUCAUUCGCAAGCUCAUGGAUUUAUGUUUUACCAAAAGAGAGCUUAGCUGGCUCGAUGAUCUGAUGCCAGAAAGUAAAAAGAAGAAAGAAGAUGACAAAAAGAAAAAAGAAAAAGCAGAAGCAGAGAGAAUGCUUCAGACGGAAGACAACGAAAGUGUACACCUCCAGUAUGGAGAAGGAAAUGUUUUGAAUUUUCCUGUAAAAACUCUAAAAUACAGCGUUGAUCCCUCAGUUGUAAACAUAUCAGAUGAAAUGGCCAAAACUGCACAGUGGAAGGCUCUGUCCAUGAGUACUGAGAAUGCCAAAGUAACCAGAGCUAACCUGAGCCCUGAGAAACCAGAAAGUGUGAAAAUAAAUGUGGAAGAUUCACCUGUUGUGAAAUACGUGGAUGCUGAAACAUCUUUAUAGAACUGAAACAGGGAAUUGUGUGUAUUUGUGUGUGUGUAUAUACAUCAUUGUAGGAUAUUCUACCAUUGAAGUGUGAUUUCCAAUGUAAGGAGUAACAUGUAUUUAAUUCUGCCAUUGUUUAGGGAACUGUAGAUAUGCUGACAUGAGAAGAUUUUCCUGCAGAUCAUUUGAGUGGUAAUCACACUUCAGCUAUUUAUUUUAUUGGGAAUUUUAUUUUCAUUUUAAAUAGGAAUAUUGUAAUGGAUGCAUAUUAUUUUCAAUAAUCAGUCUGUGCAUAAAGGUUAAAUCAGCUUUUGCUGAUGGUUACUGGUCCACAUUGCUUAGAAUUUCGCAAUACCUCUGUUUAUAAUGUGCGCUACAGAAGUUUGUUUUCCAUGCAGGAAAUUACUGCUUGUUUUUGCAGGGUAUACUUUUUUUGUGAUUUCAUAGAUCAAAUAUUAAUGUACUGUUAACAUGAACUACUGUGUUCUCUGUCUCCACUACAUGCUAAUGUGUUUUGGAUUCUGUCAUUCAUAUUUUACAGAGGAGGCCUAGAGCCCUAAGUCAGAUGGCUAAAUAACCCUUGAAAUACAUGUAAAUAUUCUGUUCUGCUACUUUUAAACAUACCCCUGAUUUUUCAUUGUCAUCCAGUAGCCAUAUGAUUUUAUUAACUGCAGUUACAGUCCCAAGUCAGUAUUUGCCAUUCUGAAAUCUGUGUUUACACAAUAUAAAUUGAAUUUAUAGGCAGCAAUUUGUUCUGUAGGAAGUUAUACUUGCUACUCUUGAUUUCUUCACCUGUUUUUAUUUACACUUUCCAUUGACUUUGAAAAACUGAUUUCCUCGUCUCUAAGACUGACACUUGAGAGUAUUUCACGUCCUUAUCAAAAUGUCUUUCUUGCUCAAUUCAUUUUUAAAAUUUAUUAUAUAUUUGAUUAAAUUAGCCACAGUUCUGUAAUAGGUUUAUGAUCAGUAUUAUUUUAUAGAUUACAAAUUGCUUGUGGUAUUUCUGUGUACAGUUCUGAUUCUCUUCAUUGUAAAGGGCUUCUAUAUGAUAGCACACCAACUUAUUUUAAGCAUUUUAUUUAUUUUAAUUAGUAUAAAAUUUUAUCGUGUUAGAAGAAUUGAAAAAGUAAAUAUUCAUUUAUUGACGUAAAUGGGAUUUUGGAGGUUCAUUGAUUAAAAAUGCAUUGAUUUAAAAAGUGCAUUUAUUGUACUUACGUUUUUGAGGUUUAGUGUUUAGCAGUGUAAAAUCUGAGAUUAUGAGAAUUUUAUGUGUAAAUGAAAACCUUGAUCACUUACCUGCUGCAGUUUCCAUUACUAACAUUUUUUGCCUUAUGCCUUUGUUUUUUGGCUUGAAUUUCUGAAAUGGUCUUUUUAGAUUCUACCAGCCCUUUCUGGAUGUAUUAUAAAGGCUUUAAUUAGAAUCUGUGCACAUUUCAAACUAGAACAUACUGUUAGCUUAAUUCUGUUUUGGUAGAUUUGCAAGAUUUACUGUGGACCUCGUGGUAAAAUUCUCAGUGAAUGCAAAAGGAGCAGAUUUUGGAGGAAGGUGGAGUUCAUCUGGAAGUACCACCUGAGGUGGAAUUCUGGUAUUCUUCAGACAAGUAACAAUGAGAUGAAAGAUAAUUAUAUCUUAUGAAAACAAACCCAUCAGUUGGAAUGAGAGGAAAUAUUUGAAAGUAAUGCUUAAGUUACAUGGGCUGUUAACCGUUCCCAUUACACGUAAUGUAAUAGUUUAUUUUUUUGUGCUCUCCGUUUGACUGAAUUGAUAAGGCAGUUCACUGAAAACACAUACUAGUGUACAGCAGUAUGAAUGAUCCUACCCAAACUCUCAUGGCAAAGGCUCAGUGGAAGAGAAAAAGUAAGGUCUGCAUUACUAAUUUGACUAGUACUGUGUGUGACCUUUAUAGGACAAUGUCCGUUUAUCCUUAGAUAACAGCGCAGCUUGUGCCUUAGCUUGAGUAUAUGCUCUUUCAGGAAAUAGCUGUUUUCCCUCUAGUGAAACUGGGAUGCAAUGAAAAUAUGGCAGAUGGUUGCCCAAAACUGUUGGCAUUAUUCAAAAGAAAAAAACAAAACAACAGCACAUCUGCUCGUCCGUUACUGGCUAUUAACUGGCUACUGGUGAAUCUAAGAAGGAAAAUACUAUUUUGAGCAGUUUACAUAGUGUUAUCCACAAUAUGCCACUUUUGUACCAUUCUUCUUAGUAGUAUUUGAUACAUCGUAUUCAGAGCCCUAUGAUUGUUUCCAAGAUUCUGAAGUUGAUUAUAACCCUCUGAGAUUUUUUAACUCUUCACUGCCAGAAAUCAGGAUUCCCUGGUGCUAUACAACUUUCAUCUGGCUUCUGCUUUUGAAGGGUUAAAGAAUGGCCAAUAUUGCAGGAAGCAGGUGUUUUUCUUGUGAAGUUUAAACACAGCAAACGAGCCACCAAAGCCCACAAGUCUAAUUGCAGUAUUUCUUUAAAUUCUAAUUCUGUAGAUACUUUCAUCAGUGCCAGAAAUACCAUGACUUGCAAAGCAGUUUACAGUGACCUUUAGUUUCAGUGUUCUUUGUUAGUAGCCUGUCCUGCUUGCACUUUUUUCCCCAUGUGAAUAGAAGACAACCUGGUAUUGAGUGCAUAAAAACCCAUGGUUAACUUACGGUUAAGUAACUUACUGCUCAUUGUAUAUCACUUUUGCUUUAAAAUUGUGCAUAGUUGAAGUAAAGCUAAGGAUAUCGUGGACUGUAUAUAGAUAAGUUUUGCCUUAAUGGGUGCAAAAGAGCAGUGAUAAGAACUGUGCACUGAUACUUUCACAGGGGUUAAGCCCUGUAAAAAUUAAGCCAAUAUAUUUCCAUUCCAGCAGUUGGAGGUAAAGGAACAGUCCUGCACUUUUUUUUAGAUGCCUUGGUUUCCCGGAAUGGAGCUUAGUGCUACUGUGUAUCUGGCUACAGAGCCACCUCAGGAAGUCCCCAGUUUUCUUUUUGUUUGUUUGUUCUGUUUCCCCUUUUCUUUUCUUUCUAAUUUAUUUAUAAAUAUGAAUGUUUACAUAAAGCGUGGGUCUUAAUUUUGACCACUCCAUUUAAAUUAUCAUCUAAAAUAUUUCACUUAAAAUACAGUCUUUUGUUUAAAUUAAACUCUGCAAAACUCCUUCUCAGUACUUCUCACGUGUUACAGCGACGUGCUUUCAUUCUGUUUACAUAUGCCCAAGUUAAUUAUACCUUCCUAGAUUAAUUUUACAGCUGCAACGGAGUAUAUUGUUUAGUAAAAUGUUCCAAAUUGCCAAGUUCGUGGUGGUGAGGCCGUUAGGGUAGAAUUCAGUGCCCUGUUAGGGUUUUUCAACCAAAUGUACAGGCUGUUUUUCUUCUGUAUGUAAUGAAAGCUUUCCCGUAACUUUUCAUUUGCUUCGCUUGCAUCUUUGUCUUUAUGUGGUAGUUUCCUAGUUCCUGCCUCGCGUCAGGCAGGUUCAGCUUCUGUAAUAUACACCUGUGACAAAGCGGUGUCCUGUCACAGAGCCUGCACAGUUUUAAAGGAUUAUCUUGUACAUACGUUCUGUAAAUCUAAGAUAAAUGACUCAUGAUUUUUGGUUCACAGCGUAGCCUCUUAGGUGAGCCUCACGAUGAUUUUAGUUUUCCUUUUGCUUUCUGUGAUUAGUAAUGUUUUAAUUACUCAUUUAGGUGAAAUUUAUUAUAAAGUACAGUAUGAACGUGUGAAAUACUUUGUUUAUACCAACAGUAAUUUAUUUUACAGCAAAUUUUAAGACUAGAAGCACACAGCUUUGAGUCAAUGUAAGACUAGUGCUAUGAAUACAAAGCAAAUUGCUUAGGAUUUUAAGUCCGUUUUAUUUUGUAACUUUUUUUUUAGGGAGAACUUAUAGGAACUUCUUAGUUGGCAUUGAAGUUAACCUAAAAGACAUUUUCAUACUGAAUUUAGGAUCCGCUGGCAUUUGUUUGGAAUAAUGAGUUUGAAAACCAGUCCUUUUCUACGUGUCGCCGUUGGGGCGAGGCACACCCUUUGCAAUACAGCCCCUCCUGCUGCGGGCGCUCCGCGCAGCGCUGUCUUCCGAGGUUCGGCACCCGCAGCUGAGCCGCGCUCCGAUCUCAGUGCCGCCGGUCGGAGUCGCCAUCGCAUACUGUACGUUUCCACUUUGUAUGACUGCUUUUCUAAUGGCGAUGAUGCUUUCUUACUUUAUAACGGAAUCCCAAACGAAGCGUUGUUCCAAAUGUAGAAUCGAUCUUCGGUUUGUAUCGAGAAAACCAAUCUCAGACUUGUUUUCAACGUGAAAGAUCCAGCCUUUGUUGUUUUUAAUUACUGGUAGAAUAAAAUUAUCUUUUGUAACGUUUCAGAAAGUUGGCAAAAGCAAUAAAAAUCUACUGAACGAUA
Gallus gallus (chicken) is the source of this 26537-nucleotide messenger RNA. It is a transcript of the gene SLC4A7, whose product is annotated as solute carrier family 4 member 7. Gene Ontology annotation, biological process: regulation of intracellular pH; transmembrane transport; monoatomic anion transport. The coding region runs from base 18545 to 22201 and encodes 1218 amino acids. Gene Ontology annotation, molecular function: monoatomic anion transmembrane transporter activity; sodium:bicarbonate symporter activity; solute:inorganic anion antiporter activity. NCBI's taxonomy places the organism in Eukaryota, Metazoa, Chordata, Aves, Galliformes, Phasianidae. Gene Ontology annotation, cellular component: apical plasma membrane; plasma membrane; basolateral plasma membrane. The record is from RefSeq and is a predicted model, not a curated record. The transcript has 26 exons.